GACUAAAGGCAGAGACAAACUCCUGGAGAAGCGACUGAGAUCUGCUCUCUAUUAUCAUCUACUAUUAUAAAGAUGGCGUCUCUUAAAGAGGAAAGUGGAGAUCUGAGGAUAACAGAAGUGUUCACACUGAAACAUGUAGAUCCUGAGGAGCAAACAGGGCUGAUGGUGCUAAAAGAAGAGGCUCAGGAACUGAAUGAAAUUGAAGAGAAAGAUCAGUAUGGGAAACCCUCAGAUUUAAUGACCAAUGAACCAUCUUCAGUGUCAAAGAACACCUCAUGUGAAAGAGCUGAGAAAACCAAUUCUUUCCCCUGUCAUCAAUGUGGAAAGCAUUUUAGUCGAAAACAAAGCCUUAAAGUUCACAUGAGAGUUCACACUGGAGAGAACCUUUCCACAUGUGAUCAGUGUGGAAAGAGUUUCAAUACAAAAUCAGGUUUUGAUAAGCACAUGAAAACUCACACCGGAGAGAAGCCUUUCUGGUGUACUGAGUGUGGAAAGAGUUUCUGUAAAAAAUACACCCUUGAAAUGCACAUGGCAGUUCACACCGGGGAGAAGCCUUUUGCCUGUCAGUAUUGUGACAAGAAAUUCCGACAAAUGGGUAAUCUUAAAGCUCACUUUCGUGUUCACACUGGAGAGAAGCCGCAUUCCUGCCAACAGUGUGGAAAGAGCUUUACAAAAAAGUCUACCCUUAGGGCUCACAUUAUCAGUCACACUGGUGAGAAACCGUUCACGUGUGAUCAAUGUGGAAAGAGUUAUGUUUGUAAAGAUCACCUUGACCGGCACAUGAGGAUUCAUACAAAAGAUAAAUAUUUCAUAUGCGAGCAGUGUGGGAGCAGUUUUAAAUUGAAAGAAAACUUUGACCAGCACAUGAAGAAUCACGCAGAGAAAUCUUUCAUAUGUCGGCAGUGUGAAAGGAGUUUCAUUUGCGAAGCAACUUUUGAAAAGCAUAUGAGAGUUCACACUGGAGAGAAGCCUUACUCGUGUACAGAGUGUGGAAAGAGUUUCAGUCAAAAGGAAAACCUUACAUCGCACAUGAGAAUUCACACUGGAGAGAAGCCUUUUGCCUGUGAGUAUUGUGAAAAGAGAUUCAGUCAAUUACCAGCCCUUAAAGUCCACAUGAGAGUUCACACUGGAGAGAAACCUUACACUUGCUCACAAUGUGGAAAGGGUUUUGCCCAGAAAAAUGGCCUUAAAAUUCACAUGAGAACUCACACUGGAGAGAGACCUUACACUUGCACGCAGUGUGGUAAAGGCUUUAUAAGUAAAGAGACCCAAAUUCGACACACGAGAACUCAUUACACUGGAAAGAAACCGCUCGCAUGUGAUGAUGUGGAAAGAGAUUUAGAUGUAAAAAUUCCCUCAACCAACACAUGAAGAUUCACACAGAAGAGAUUACAUGUCAUCAGCCUGGAUAGAGUUUCAAUGAAAGGACCCGCAAAUUACACCUUGCCAAGCAAAUCUGUAAGUCUGGCCACGAUAACAAUCCUCAAGAUUUGCCCAAGUGAGCAUUUCAAUUUUUGUCUUGCCGAUUAAUCUAUCGACAAACAUCCAAUGCUGUUGCACCUCUAGUGUUUAAGUUAUGAUUUAUUCCACUGCAAUGCCAGUAAAGACAUGGGCUUUGUUUAAACUUCUAAAUCAGGGAUAGGCAACUUAGGUACUCGAGGGCCAUUGUCUUGCAGAGUUUAGCUCCAAACCUAAUCAAACACACCUGCUUGUAGCUGAUCUUGAAGACUUGUCUUAACUUGUUCAGGUGUGCUUGAUAAGUGAUGAACUCUGCAGGACAGUGGCCCUCCAGGGCUGAAGUUGCCUGCCCUAAGUAGUGCACUAUUUGAAAGAGCAGCCAUUUGUAGAGGUGUCCGAAAUUAUAGUGGACGUUCUGAAUCGCACUCAAUCAAUCCCAUCCACUCCAAUAAGUCUUUGUCACUUGCUCUGUUCUAGUUUUUUUAAGCUACUCUUCUUCUUUUUUAAAUUAG
Danio aesculapii is the source of this 1970-nucleotide messenger RNA. Its product is annotated as zinc finger protein 1015. The record is from RefSeq and is a predicted model, not a curated record. The coding region runs from base 73 to 1371 and encodes 432 amino acids. Lineage: Eukaryota; Metazoa; Chordata; Actinopteri; Cypriniformes; Danionidae. The transcript has 2 exons. Gene Ontology annotation, biological process: regulation of transcription by RNA polymerase II. Gene Ontology annotation, molecular function: DNA-binding transcription factor activity; RNA polymerase II cis-regulatory region sequence-specific DNA binding.